Drosophila biarmipes is the source of this 828-nucleotide messenger RNA. RefSeq lists its product as uncharacterized. The coding region runs from base 107 to 766 and encodes 219 amino acids. The record is from RefSeq and is a predicted model, not a curated record. Lineage: Eukaryota; Metazoa; Arthropoda; Insecta; Diptera; Drosophilidae. The transcript has a single exon.
CAAAUCUGCCUACCCCAGUGCGUACAUCUGUUUUUGUUUGGAGCUGAUGUAAAAUGCACCGCCAUGGUACAAUCAUUUUGAAAUUGCCGCUGAGUAACCCGAUAAAAUGGAACUUCACGAAAGUUUCGAUGAUAUAGAAAACCAGCUGGACAAUUUCAUUAUUCGUAAGAACCAGCAAAAAGAUAAAAAAAUCGACUCCGACAAGUCUGGCCCAAAGAUUCAUAACAAUAUACCCCUGACCAUCUCGCACAUUCUCCGGGUAACUCAGGAUCCGGAACGGGAAAAAGUUUUUAUAACGUGUGAUGCGCAUGAUAAUGCAGAUCCGAUUUACUUUCGCACCUGUUUUGUGUAUGGUUUUGUGGUUGGAUUUGGCACCCACAAUGAGUGCUUCAACAAGUACAUAAUUGAUGAUGGCACGGGAUCUCUGGACGCAUGCAUUGCCAAAAAGCCAGCCAACAGGGAAGUAAUAAGCAGUCUUUACCACGAAGCCUCUUCCCUGGUUUCCUAUGAAGCCUAUAAACCCGUAGCAGAACGCUUGAUCCGUCUUUCCAAGAUCGCCAUGGGGUAUAUAGAUCCCUCGCCCAUUAAGAGGGGCAACAACCUCUUCCUGCGCGGUCGUCCAAAUAUAUUCAGAGGAAAGGUGGGCCUGGAUGCCUUCGCGUUCUUCAUCGACAGCGGGAAAUCCCGGAGAAUGGAAAUUGGCUUUGCUAAACACCUAACUCACUGGCACAAGAACUACAAAACUCAGAGCACAAAAAACAAAUAAUAUUGGGGGUUUUGUUGUAUUGAAAUUUUACUGGUAAUAAAAAAUCAAACUUUAAAUAAGAA